This is a messenger RNA of Rhinichthys klamathensis goyatoka, 752 nucleotides long. It is a transcript of the gene tslig2, whose product is annotated as chromosome unknown C2orf49 homolog. The transcript is spliced from 4 exons. Gene Ontology annotation, cellular component: tRNA-splicing ligase complex. Bases 45 to 719 code for a protein of 224 amino acids. Gene Ontology annotation, biological process: embryonic morphogenesis. The record is from RefSeq and is a predicted model, not a curated record. NCBI's taxonomy places the organism in Eukaryota, Metazoa, Chordata, Actinopteri, Cypriniformes, Leuciscidae.
CAAGAAAGCUUUUUCCUGCGCUUUCCGGAAAUGGACGGAUAAAUAUGGCGUCGCACAGGGGUGACAGAACGAGAAACCCUACAUCAAAUGCUGGAGAUGUUUCCAAAAUCGACCUUCUGCUUCACCCUGAGCUCCUUUCUCAAGAGUUCAUUCAGCUCAUGUUACAUGAGAGGAAGAUAACAGUGGGUGACCAUGAGGACCGCGACCGGCUGACAAGUCUGUACCUGCGACAUGUGCUUCCUCUCCCGCAGAGAGAUCUGCCCAGCAGCCGCUGGGGGAGGAGGAUGGAGAGGAGCAGAGCGCACAGUUCAAGCACUGAUAGUGGCAGGAAGAGGCCGUUGAUUGUGUUUGACGGCAGCUCUACUAACACUGGCGGUGUGAAGCUAAAGAAAGCUGAUACUUCAGCAGCACCUGUCACCACAGACCGAAUAAAGCCCCCCGUUUCCAGCAUCAGUCUCACAAACCCCAUACGCAAGCUCACCGGGACCUCUACAAACUGCUCUUCCUCAAAUUCCUCUAACAGGACGCCAGUGUCAUCGCCGGGGGCCAGUCCCAAAAGCCCCUGUAAGCACUCGAACGCUGCCAACCUCUCUCCACAUUCAAACAACACCACGUCUAAACUAAAGCGCUCGUCCCCCAGCGACAGAGAACAUGACACUGCUAAGGACAUCAAGUCACCUGAUACAAAGAAAAAGAUUCAACAUAUCACAUGGCCAUAAUCUCUGAUGUCAUCAAGGACGGAUGGUUAACGC